AUGAUCUUUUUAAAUCCCUAUCGUUGUACAAAGGAGAACUCAUGUCCCAGAGGCAUGGGAAGUUAUGAACCUCCAAAAUUAAUUUUUCCAAUUCCUUUAAAAAUGAGUUCUCUUGCGGAAAUUCUUUGUUUGGCCGAAGCUGCAGGUGAACUUGAUGGACCAAUGUCAUCUAAACGUAGAAGAUACUGGGUCCACCCACUUAAUAGUAAUCGAGAGAGUGAUAUGCGAUUUACAACCUUUUUCAAUGACAUCAAAAAAUACCCCGAAAAAUUUUUCGAUUAUUAUCGUAUGUCGAUCUUGUCAUUUGAAGAGCUAUUAGAAAAAGUGAGGCCAAAAAUUACUAAAGAGAUUACCCAUUUACGUAACCCAAUAAGUGCUAAAGAAAGAUUGACGGUCACAUUAAGAUAUUUGUCAACGGGGAUUCAUUUUUCUGCACUACAUUUUGAUUUUCGUAUUGGCAAGAGUACUAUUAACCAAAUCGUCUGUGAAACUUGUCAAAUUUUAUGGUCAGUGUUACAACCCACGGAAAUGCCCGAACCAAACCGAGAAAAAUGGGUUGAAAUUUCUGAACUUUUUUAUAAAAAAACUAAUUUUCCAAAUUGUCUAGGGUCCAUUGAUGGAAAACACAUUAGAUGCAGAAACCCAAACAAUUCUGGGUCUCUUUUUUAUAACCAUAAAAAGUACUUUUCCAUCGUACUUAUGGCAGUGGUAGAUGCAAAUUUAAAUUUCAUUUUUAUCGAUGUCGGAGCUUACGGGCGAGAAGCUGAUUCCAACGUUUUUCGACAAAGUGUAUUUGGUAAAAAGUUGUAUACAAACCAACUACAAAUUCCUGAUGCGGUAUCGUUGCCUUUGACGAAAAAUAAUGCACAACCAUUUGUAUUUGUUGCCAAUGAGGCAUUUGGUCUACACACCAACUUAUUACGACCAUAUCCAGGACGUGGGCUGAAUAAUACUCUUAGGAUAUUUAAUUAUAGGCUAUCGAGAGCAAGACGCACUCUCGAGUGUGCUUUUGGUGUAUUAGCUAAUAAGUGGAAUGUAUUACAUACAACUAUUCUAGUUGAACCCGAUUUUUGUAAUCACAUCAUAAAAGCAUGUUGUGUUUUGCAUAACUUUGUUCGAAAGAGUGACGGGUGUAACUAUGACGAAAAUAUUUCAGAUACGGCCUAUAUUAAUUACCUAGAAGAUUUUCAAGGACAUGGUAGACGUAUACCGUAUACGUAG
Messenger RNA from Rhopalosiphum padi (bird cherry-oat aphid), 1221 nucleotides. RefSeq lists its product as uncharacterized. The record is from RefSeq and is a predicted model, not a curated record. Lineage: Eukaryota; Metazoa; Arthropoda; Insecta; Hemiptera; Aphididae.